AUGGGACUACUUACUAUUCUGAAGAAGGUCAAGGAAAAAGAGAAGGAAAUUCGUGUCCUCAUGCUGGGACUAGAUAAUGCUGGCAAAACGACUAUCUUAAAGAAGUUUAUGGGCCAAAACAUCAAUGAGAUUUCUCCGACACUGGGUUUUGAUAUACAGACACUCGAGUACAAAAACUUUAAGCUGAAUGUUUGGGACGUGGGAGGACAGCAAACAAUACGAUCGUACUGGAGGAACUACUUUGAACAGACGGAUGCCCUAGUGUGGGUGGUGGAUAGUGCUGACAGACGAAGACUUGAAGACUGCAAGCGUGAGCUAACAAACUUGCUUACUCAAGAGAGACUUGCAGGAGCUACUCUGCUGAUUUUUGCCAACAAGCAGGAUCUACCAAGUGCCCUUAGUUCAGCAGAAAUUGCAGACGCGUUGGGGCUACGGUCAGCUCAAUUUUCCACUCGACAUUGGAGUAUUCUUUCCUGUAGUGCCAUUACUGGUGAUGGCCUUGUUGACGGUAUUGACUGGCUUGUAAAUGAUGUAGCAAGCCGCAUCUUUCUCUUGGAAUGA
Molecule: messenger RNA, 561 nt
Organism: Plasmopara halstedii
Lineage: Eukaryota; Oomycota; Peronosporomycetes; Peronosporales; Peronosporaceae
Product: adp-ribosylation factor-like protein 2
Exons: 5
Coding region: 1-561 (186 amino acids)
Biological process (GO): protein folding
Cellular component (GO): microtubule cytoskeleton; cytoplasm
Molecular function (GO): GTPase activity; GTP binding
Source: RefSeq, a predicted model, not a curated record